This is a messenger RNA of Wyeomyia smithii (pitcher-plant mosquito), 1029 nucleotides long. Its product is annotated as ryncolin-1-like. The record is from RefSeq and is a predicted model, not a curated record. The transcript is spliced from 3 exons. The coding region runs from base 234 to 959 and encodes 241 amino acids. Lineage: Eukaryota; Metazoa; Arthropoda; Insecta; Diptera; Culicidae.
UGUUGAGGUUGGAGUGGUCUUUGCAUAGCAUAUUCAUACUUAACACUUUCCAUCUAAACAAUUUUUCUUCAUAUAAGGAAGACACACACUGUCACUGUUAGAUGGAUUCAAAUUGGACCAGGCAGAAUUUCGAAUUUCCUAAUAUCGAUAUCUUAUCAAUACAGUAUAAAAGUUUCGGGUCCAUAACUUUUGACGGUCAGUAAUUUUAUGGCAUUCCGACUUCACUUAUAGGUAUGCUUGGUGUACUAGUAAUUACCGUUGUUGUGCUCACAACAUCCGCCCAGGAAUCCGACAGAAUUUCCUCGUGUAGAGAUGUAAGAUCGCACAGCGAUGGAGUCUAUCGAAUUUUUCCCAAUUCAACUUCGAUGCCACCAUUUUUUGCGUACUGUGAAAAUAGUGUUGAAGGCGGCGGUUGGACCGUAAUUCAUCGACGCUUUGAUGAUAGUGUGCCUUUCAACAGAUCUUGGAUCGAUUACAAGUAUGGCUUCGGCAAUCUUCAGGGUGAAUUUUGGCUGGGUCUAGAAAAUAUGCACCAGCUUACAAGAGCUGGCCACCAUCAACUGCUGAUCGUUGCUAGAGACGCGGAAGGUUUUGUGCGAACUGCUCUUUUCGAGCGAUUUUCCGUCUGGGACGAAUUUCAUCGGUAUCAGAUUCGCAUUGGACCGUACAUUGGGGGCAAUUUGACCUAUACGUUCGAGCUUCAUGAUGGAUCGAAAUUCAGCACCCCGGACACGGGCGAAUAUUGUGCAAGCGCGGAACGCGUUGGAUGGUGGUUUACGCAAUGUGCUUACGUCUUUCUGAACAAUCCGAUUGGAGAGACUGGCAUGUACUGGUCAGGGUUUCCCUCGAAGCUAAUGGAAGCUCGAAUGCUGACCCGAGAAUUUACCCGGAAUGCUGCAACCUGCGACUGCGCACUGAAUAGUGAUGCUUUACUAAAAAUUGUUCGUCAAUCGCUCUAACUAACUAAAUUAUUACUUUACAUUAUAUAUUAUAUUUAAUACAAUAAAACACAAAAAGAUUAAAGCUUAA